CUCCACAGAUGGGUUCCAGUAAAGAGGAAUCUUUACCCGUGCAAGGACCUUCCAGUCGCUCAUCAGUGACCAGUUGGAUAACAUCUGAUAUAAACCAAGAGAACGCUGAAGGAUACUCAGUACAUUGUCAGAUAAUUAGAUAUACAACUAGAGGUACAGACACAUAAUCAUGUGGAUUUAUAAAUUUCUCCUCUGCGUUGCGCUUCUAGUUUACUCAGAGAGCAAGCGGAACCCUCUUCAAGACUUCCAGAAGAGCGAUGGUGUUUCCCUGCUGACCCCGUCCGAGUCCUCCUACCAGACCAAGACCAAGCGAUUAAGUCUGGUGAAGUGUGCUCGAAGGUGCCGAGGGAACAGGAAGCUGCCAUGCAGGGCCUUCAGUUAUGAUCACAAAAACAGGAAAUGCCAGUGGCUCUCGUUUGACAGUCUCACUCCAGGCGUACACACGGAGAAGGACUUCAACUUUGACCUCUACGAGAAGAAAGAUUACGUGAGAGAGUGCAUCGUCGGGACUGGGCAGGGCUACAAAGGAAGGAGGUCCCUAACGGAGAGUGGUGUACCGUGCCAGCGCUGGAGCUCGUUCGUCCCACAUGAUCACAACUUCCUGCCAAGGAAGAACAGGAAGAAGGACCUCCGGGAGAACUUCUGCCGUAACCCAGACAACGCGACCGGAGGCCCCUGGUGCUUCACCGUGGACCCCAUGGUCCGCCUGCAGGCCUGUGGCCUUCCGCAGUGCUCAGAGGUGGAGUGUGUGAGCUGUAAUGGCGAGAGCUACAGAGGACCCAUGGACCACACAGAGAGUGGCCGGGAGUGCCAGCGCUGGGACCUGGACGAGCCCCACAGACACUCCUACCACCCCAAGAGGUACCCAGACAAAGGCCUGAAGGACAACUACUGCAGGAAUCCUGACGGACGCCAUAGGCCCUGGUGCUACACCACAGACCCCAACGUACCCUGGGAGUACUGCAGAAUUAAAGAAUGUGAAACCAGCGCUCACAGUGACAGUGACACAACAACGCACUGUUUCCGUGGCCGUGGCGAGGGGUAUCGCGGGGACGUGGGAGUGAGUCCUGGCGGCCUGACCUGCCAGCGCUGGGACUCGCAGUUCCCCCACCAACACUCAUUCACCCCCCAGAACUAUCACUGCAAAGACCUACGGGAGAACUACUGUAGGAAUCCUGAUGGCCGUGACCUUCCAUGGUGCUUCACGACAGACCCUAACAUUCCAGUGGCAUAUUGCAGCAACAUCCCCCACUGUGGAGUGGAGGGCUCCGAACCACAAGGUUGUUAUGAGGGCAACGGAGAGUCGUACAGAGGAACCGUGUCCAUGACCAGGUCGGGCAUUCCUUGCGACACGUGGAAAGGCCGCUCUGAGAGUACCACCAAGAGCGCGGAUGCGGCGGUGCUGAGCGUUGACCCUGAGAAGAGCUACUGCAGGAAUCCAGAUGGCGAUAAGCACGGGCCCUGGUGUUACACCAACAACUCCUUCAUCCGAUGGGACUACUGCAUGUGCAAGCCCUGUGAAACUUCAAUCAACAGUCUCCCACAAAACAUUGAAGCUCCCAAGGCGGCGUGUGUCAUUCAUAAAGCGGUCCGUAUCGUGGGAGGGGGCCCUGCCCCGCCCAGGGAGGGUAGUUGGAUGGUCAGCAUUCAGAAAGGGGACAGUCACUGGUGUGGAGGGUCCCUGAUUCGCGAACAUUGGGUGCUGACUGAUCGGCAGUGUUUCUCCUCCUGCGUGCCUGAUUUGACUGAAUACAAGGUGAUAUUGGGAGUCGCUCACCUCAAUGAGUCUGUGCAGACCGAGCUCCCACGACAGGAAGUGAGGAUCUCCUACAUCCUGUGUGGCCCUGAAGGUUCUGGACUGGCCAUGCUGCGGCUCACACAGCCUGCUCUCGCAGCACCAAACAUUAGGCUUAUCCAGCUGCCUGUAGCAGGCUGUGCUAUCCCUGAGGGCACAAUGUGCACUAUGUAUGGCUGGGGAGAGACCAAAGGCACUGGCCAUGAGGAUGUGCUCAAGACGGUGAAACUGCCAAUCGUCAGCAACCAGAAGUGCAGAGAGAACCACCGUGGGAGCCUGCAAAUAGGCGACAAUAAAAUGUGUGCUGGCGGACGCAAAGACGAGGGUGUAUGUGAGAGAGACUACGGUGGCUCAUUGGUGUGUGAAGACCGUGGGAUUAAAGUCAUCAUCGGUGUAAGUGUCCAUGGCAGAGGCUGCGCCCGCCACAAUCGCCCCGGGAUCUUCGUCAAUGUUGCGUUCUACGCCAACUGGAUCCAUAAAGUGUACAGACACUACCCUGAACAGAACUACUGAAAGUGUUUGAAUAAUCAGCAACGAAAUUUGAGUUGGAAUGAACUCAAAAACUUCCUGACAUGACAUGACAUUCUUCAAGGUUAAACCUUGAAGCCACGAGGGCCUGACGUGAACAGUGUGAAUGGACUCCCAGUGAUGUAACACUAACAACAGCAACGGCCUCAAGCACCACACGGGAUCGUGGUCCACCAAGAACACACUGAUCCCUGCAAGAUUCUGAACCACUGGACCUGUGAUCGUCAUUGACCAAGAUCAGAAUCCUACUUAAUCUGGAACUUUGUACCACAGCUGUAGGUCAUCUGUAUGCCACCUCUGUCGGUGCAGACAAGUGAGUGUGUGUGUGUGUGUGUGUGUGUGUGUUGUGUGUGUGUGUGUGUGUGUGUGUGUGUGUGUGUGUGUGUGUGUGUGUGUGUGUGUGUGUGUGUCUGUGUGUGCGGAGAGGAGAGGCGAUUGAUAAGAUCAGUAAGCCUGGAUUCCGUUUGCGUCUCUGUGUCCAGGAGGUGCCCUCUAAAGGGAGAUCAGUGGAUUUGAUACGGCUUUUACCAGGCCUCGGCUAGGAAGUGCUCUGGGCAUUCCACCCACCAAGGCCUCAACAAAAGCUCUAUCCAAUCCACCGUAAUAAGUUCUUACGGUGGCAGUCAGGCUGAGUUCUACAAAAGUACUCGGAUGUUUGUCGGCCUCUGGAAUAUUAUCUCCUGAAACUACUUGAAUUGUUUAUGGAACGGUGAGGUGAUUGCUCUGUGGGUUUUUGUUUAGUUUUUUUUUUUUUUUUUUUUUGAGUCGGCUGGGGCGUUUAUUCGGCUCCCGCUGUACAGCACUCUGCUACACAAACAGUAAAGAGUUUUUACUUUCAGGCUCAGAUAUCCAGUGUUGUAAUGUUGUAAUAACAUCAUGUUAUAUGUACUACACAGCGUGUUAUAAAGCCUGCAUAAGCCUGUGGUAAUGUCACUAUAGCAGCGCCUCAUAACACCAGGAUAUCUAUAAAAAAAAACAAUGUAUUAUAACAGUAUCUUAAGCAGCUGUAGAUAAUAAUAUUUGAAGUGAGGUGUCACUGUGUUGUACUUAAUAAUUUAAUUGUAUGGGUAUGGUUCUAUGGGUCUUAUAGACCUUUGCUAUGGAGACAUGAUAGGCCUCCUCCUUUCACAGUAUUAGUUUGGGUAUAUUUCAUUAAACGGGAGAACAAAUGCCUGUCUUCUAAGUUAGUUUUCUAAGAGACUAGCUGGUUUGGAUUUCACUCCCAGUCGAUAAGAAAUAUAUUUCUAAAAUAAUCCUGGAAAUGAAGAGGCCAGUACGGAGGUCGUGUGUAUAUAGUCUUGUUUCUGUGUUCUGAUCCUGGGAGAGUGUGUCCAUGUGUGAUGUAGCAAACCUCAGAGGAGUACGUCAGUAUUACCGGAGAUGAGUAAGGCUCUGCAGGGCAGAGUAAGUGUGUCUGCGUGUGUGUUUGUGUGUGUGUGUGUGUGUGUGUGUAUGUAUGUGUGUUUGUGUUUAUUUUUGUUUAUGUGUUUGCACAAGAGUGUGUGUGUGACGCAGACAGACAGAGAGGGCAACAAAGGGAGAGAGAUGAGUCAUGUCUGACCUUGUAUGCAGGUCAGAAUGAUUUUUGGGAUCAGGAUUUUGAUUUUAUUCCAGGUUAUUUUUAACUAUGUGACCCUUUUUUCCACUAUUUGUGUGCCUUUGGUCUUGAGAUGGAGGCACCAAGAGCAGUGGCCCAGUGUGUAUCAGAGUGUCUAAGUGGCAACAGGCUUGUUCAUCGUUUGGUCUCCUCAUUUUACGCCUCCAGCAAUGGCACUGUUCCAAAAACAACCUUCUCUGGAAAUUACCCUCCCCAGAACACACAUACUCCCACACAUACACACACACACACACACAUACACAGACAAACACACACACACACACACACA
Clupea harengus (Atlantic herring) is the source of this 4209-nucleotide messenger RNA. RefSeq names its product hepatocyte growth factor b (gene hgfb). The record is from RefSeq and is a predicted model, not a curated record. Gene Ontology annotation, molecular function: serine-type endopeptidase activity; signaling receptor binding. Gene Ontology annotation, biological process: hepatocyte growth factor receptor signaling pathway; positive regulation of protein phosphorylation; negative regulation of apoptotic process. Lineage: Eukaryota; Metazoa; Chordata; Actinopteri; Clupeiformes; Clupeidae.